Messenger RNA from Vidua macroura (Pin-tailed whydah), 4137 nucleotides. RefSeq names its product zinc finger protein 536 (gene ZNF536). NCBI's taxonomy places the organism in Eukaryota, Metazoa, Chordata, Aves, Passeriformes, Viduidae. Gene Ontology annotation, cellular component: nucleus. Gene Ontology annotation, biological process: regulation of DNA-templated transcription. Gene Ontology annotation, molecular function: RNA polymerase II cis-regulatory region sequence-specific DNA binding; DNA-binding transcription factor activity, RNA polymerase II-specific. The transcript has 4 exons. The coding region runs from base 1 to 4137 and encodes 1378 amino acids. The record is from RefSeq and is a predicted model, not a curated record.
AUGGAGGAAGCUAGUUUGUGCCUUGGUGUUUCUUCAGCUGUGCCAGAAGCUGAUGCCCAUCUCAACAGCACCAUACUCAAUGGGCAAUAUUCAAUGAGUCAGAAGCUGCACCAGAUCACUUCCCAGCUCAGCCAUGCCUUCCCAGAGCUCCAGAACAGGCAGAAUCCUGAGGAGAAGGCAUCAGUGCCACUAGAAGACAAAAGUCACAUGUCCAUAGCAAACCAGCCCAUCAGCAGCCAGAUGGCCCUGCUGGCAAACCAGCUCAACAGAGAGGUUGAUACCAGCUUGAACGGGCGUGUGGAUCUGCAGCAGUUCCUAAAUGGACAGAACCUAGGGAUUAUGUCUCAGAUGAGUGACAUCGAGGAUGACGCCAGGAAAAACAGAAAGUACCCCUGUCCCCUCUGUGGGAAACGCUUUCGAUUUAACAGCAUCCUGUCCCUACACAUGCGAACUCACACUGGAGAGAAACCAUUCAAGUGUCCCUACUGUGACCACAGAGCAGCUCAGAAAGGCAACCUGAAGAUACACCUGCGUACUCACAAGCUUGGAAACCUUGGCAAAGGUCGUGGAAGGGUGCGAGAAGAAAACAGACUUUUACAUGAGCUGGAGGAGAGAGCAAUUCUUCGGGACAAGCAGAUGAAGAGCAGCCUCUUGCAGCCACGACCCGAUGUGAAAGCACAGCAGCACGCCCAGCCGAUGCCGCUCGCAAACUGUAACUUGUCUGUGCCACCUAAUCACAACACACCUGAUAUUUCAAACCCUGUUCCCUCUCCAAAGCCAGUCAGUGUCCAGGAAGAAGUUGUUGCUCAGACAGCCGGGUUCAGGUGCACGUUUUGCAAAGGCAAGUUUAAGAAGCGAGAAGAGCUGGACAGGCACAUAAGGAUCCUACACAAGCCUUACAAGUGCACUCUGUGUGACUUUGCUGCCUCUCAGGAGGAGGAGCUGAUCAGCCACGUGGAGAAGGCUCACAUAACUGCAGAGUCAGCACAGGGCCAGGGCUCCAACGGGAAUGGGGAGCAAUCCACCAAUGAGUUUCGUUGCGAGGUGUGUGGUCAAGUGUUUAGCCAAGCCUGGUUCCUAAAAGGCCACAUGAGAAAGCACAAGGAUUCCUUUGAACACUGCUGUCAGAUCUGCGGGAGGCGAUUCAAAGAGCCUUGGUUUCUUAAAAACCACAUGAAAGUCCACCUGAAUAAGUUAUCUGUAAAGAACAAAUCUCCUAAUGAUCCUGAAGUACCUGUCUCCAUCAGCAGCAUGUCCCAGGAAGCUCACGCAAACUUGUAUUCGAGAUACCUGUCAUGUUUGCAGAGUGGUUUUCUUCCCCCUGACAAGGCAAGGUUGAGUGAACAAAAUCAAAUCUACAACAAAGGAGAUAUGCCCAUGAAAGAGAAAGAAGUCUUGGGGAAGCUCCUUUCGCCCAUUUCUGGCAUUGGCCACAGUAUUGCCGAAGGGGAUAAACAUUCUUUAUUGGGCUGUCUCAAUCUGGUGCCUCCUCUGAAAUCCAGCUGUAUAGAAAGGUUACAAGCUGCCGCCAAAGCAGCAGAGAUGGAUCCAGUAAACAGCUAUCAGGCCUGGCAGCUCAUGGCAAGGGGAAUGGCCAUGGAACAUGGCUUUUUGUCUAAAGAGCAGCAGAUACAGCGCAGCCACGAAGACACUUUGGCAAAUGCUGGAGUUAUGUUUGAUAAGGAGAAGCGAGAGUAUGUGUUAGUAGGAGCAGAUGGCUCUAAGCAGAAAAUGCCUGCUGAUUUGGUUCACAGCACUAAAAUGGGCAAUCAGAGAGACUUGCCAAGCAAACUAGACCCUUUAGAAGGCAGUAGAGAUUUUUUGUCACAUGGUAUGAACCAGGGACUCGAUUACAACUUACAAAGUCAUGGAAACAUAAAAGAAAAGCCAACUGAAUGCCCGGACUGCGGAAGGGUUUUUAGAACAUACCACCAAGUGGUCGUUCACUCCAGGGUCCACAAAAGAGACAGGAAAGGCGAAGAUGAAAUAAUUCAAGGUAGUCUCGAUGAGCGGCGUGGGUCUGGAAGUGAUCAAGAGUCUCAGUCUGUCAGCAGGUCGACAACGCCAGGGUCCUCUAACAUUACUGAAGAAAGCGGAGUAGGUGGGGGUCUCUCGCAGACAGGGAGUGCUCAGGAGGACAGCCCUCAUCCUUCCUCACCCUCCUCUUCAGACAUUGGAGAAGAAGCUGGGAGAUCUGUAGGAGUCCAGCAGCCAGCUUUACUGAGAGACAGGAGCCUUGGUUCUGCCAUGAAAGACUGCCCAUAUUGUGGAAAAACUUUCAGAACGUCCCACCACUUAAAGGUCCACUUGAGAAUACACACAGGUGAGAAGCCUUACAAGUGUCCACAUUGUGACUAUGCUGGUACUCAGUCUGCAUCCCUCAAAUACCACCUGGAACGGCACCAUCGGGAGCGACAGAACGGAGCAGGACCACUCUCUGGGCAGAGUGCAAGUCAGGAACACAAGGAUGAGACACCAAGUAAAAGUUCUGUGUUUAUUAGACCAGACAUUCUGAGAGGAGCCUUCAAGGGGCUUCCUGGUAUCGACUUCCGAAGUGGCAUGGUCUCCCAGCAGUGGACGUCAGGAAUGCUGUCUUCUGGAGAUCAGCAAGGACAAGCAGUUGGCCUGUCAUCUGAAGGAUCUUCAGAAAAUAUGAAGGGUUCAGACAUAUCUUCCAAAGGAACACACUUCUCUGAACUUGGCCGUGCUUACCAGAACAUGGUCGGGAAUGGUGUGAACUUCCAAGGGUCUUUGCAAGCUUUCAUGGACAGCUUUGUCCUAAGUUCUUUGAAGAAAGAAAAAGAAAUGAAGGAUAAAGCUCUCUCAGAUCCACUUUCAGCAAAAUCUCUGGGCUCAGACAGUGGUGAGGAGAAGAUAAAUAGCAAGUCCUCACAGCGGAAAACAGAAAAGUCGCAAUAUGAACCUCUGGACUUGUCGGUAAGGCCCGAUGCAGCCUCCCUGCCAGGUUCCUCUGUCACUGUACAAGACAACAUUGCUUGGCAUGGCUGCUUAUUUUGUUCCUUUACAACUUCAUCCAUGGAGCUAAUGGCUCUGCACCUCCAAGCCAAUCACUUGGGCAAGGCUAAACGUAAAGACAUCAUAGGCAACAGCAAAGAACAGUCUAGAGAAGUUUCAGCCUCGGCGAACAAAGUGAGCUUGCUCCCCUCCUCUGUGCAGUCCAGCAAGGAGGCAGGAGUUUCAAACAUGCUGAGCCAGCUGGACACAGCUUCUGAGAAAAUGACCCAAGGACAAAAUAAAGACACUCUGGGAGAGCAAAAGAGCACUGCCUGGCCCAGCCACAUGGAAUCCACUUUUUGUAAUUUUACAACAGACUUCUAUAAGCAGUUUGGUGUUUAUCCUGGUGUUAUUGGCACGGGAGCACAAAAUUCUUGCACCAGUAAUGAAUCCGAAAUAAAAACACAAUCCGAAGAUGACCCAAAUAUUCUGCUCUCUGACUCUGUAAAUAAAAGUGCUAUUGAUGACCUUUCUGACAUAGCUUCAUCUGAGGAUAUGGAAUCUUCCAAGGAAGAAAACAUUGAAGAUGAGGACAUUGACACAGAACCAGAUAUUAUGAAUAAGCAGUUGUCUGCCCUAAAUAAAGAAAGCAGCGAAGGAGGUGACAAUAUACAAAGUGCAGUCACCUCACAACCCACACAAGGGCUCGUAUCACCACUGCCACAAGCUUCAGAAAAGCAGUGGCACAGUCAGAAUCUUCUCUCCUCACACGAAACUGCACAAGAAGUGAUGAAACCCGAACAAGUUCAGGGUCCACAGGUCCUGGAGAAGCAGAUGAACAUGUUGUCAGUCCUAAGAGCUUACAGCUCUGAUGGCUUAGCAGCCUUUAAUGGACUUGCAAGUAGCACAGCAACUAGUGGAUGUAUCAAGAGACCUGACUUGUGUGGUCACCGGCCUUUCCAGUGCAGAUACUGCCCCUACAGUGCCUCUCAGAAAGGAAACCUGAAGACCCACGUGCUCUGUGUCCAUCGCAUGCCUUUCGACAACAGCCAGUACCCCGACCGCAGGUUCAAGCGCUCCAGAGUCGACUCCGAAGCUGCUGGCAAUUUGGAGGAGCCGGCGGCUGCCAAGGCAGGGAGCUCGGCAGAGCUGCCCGAGGAGGGCACCAAGGCCCAGGAGUGA